Messenger RNA from Tripterygium wilfordii, 585 nucleotides. Its product is annotated as protein FAR1-RELATED SEQUENCE 5-like. Bases 1 to 585 code for a protein of 194 amino acids. The record is from RefSeq and is a predicted model, not a curated record. The transcript is spliced from 2 exons. NCBI's taxonomy places the organism in Eukaryota, Viridiplantae, Streptophyta, Magnoliopsida, Celastrales, Celastraceae.
AUGGAUAGCUUAAUUGUUACUUGUGAUAAUAGUCCUUCAAUGAGAGAUGGGGAGCAAAUUGGAAUACCAAGAAUUGGUAUGGAGUUUGACACAUUAGAUGGAGGGAAAAAAAAAGAUGAUGAUGACAUGAUCCGUCAUCGUUCGUCUACGAAAACUGACUGCAAGGCAAGGUUGAAGGUAUUUUUAGAUAAACAUAGAGCAAUAUAUAUUGUGAAUGAGUUUGUAGAGCAACAUAAUCAUGAGUUACAACCUCCGACAAUAAUUCACAUGUUUAGAUCACAUAGAAAGCUUACUAUGGCGCAUGCAUUAGCAAUUGAAGUGGCUUCUGAUUCAGGACUUACUCCUAAAGUAACACAAGAAUUAAUGAGCAUGGAAGCUGGUGGUAUGGCUAAGCCUGAGUUUGUUAUUGAAAAUCAAAAAUCAUAUCUAAGAUCUAGGAGGGAAAGAAAUAUUGGAAGUGAGGAGCUUGGUAGUAUUUUCUCAUAUUUUGAGAAGCAAAAUAUGAGUGAUCCUAAGUUUUAUUAUGCUCUACAAUUUGACAGUGAUGAUAAGUCACUAAUAUAUUUUAGGCUGAUGCAAAAAUGA